Messenger RNA from Knipowitschia caucasica, 210 nucleotides. NCBI's taxonomy places the organism in Eukaryota, Metazoa, Chordata, Actinopteri, Gobiiformes, Gobiidae. The record is from the annotation of a GenBank genome assembly.
AUGAGAGGCCGGGUUCAGGGGUCCCGUCAUCGCACCAUGAAGCAGACCAUGGGGAACCACACAGUACGUUCAGGCAGUGCGAUGGCGUCCUAUCCUCCAUCUUGUUCUAACGCUCCGUCGUCUCAGGGCAUGAACAUGGCGUCGAGUAUCGCUAACCUCCGACUGAAGGCCAAAGAGUACAGCCUCAACCAGGUCCCCACCGUCAACUAG